AUACAGGGUUACCUCUUAGGAAGGUAGACAUAAUUUCCUAUUAGUUUCUCCAGUCCCAGCUACUCGGGAGGCUGAGGCAAGAGAAUCGCUUAAGCCCAGGAGUUGGAGGUUGCUGUGAGCUGUGUGAUGCCACGGCACUCUACCGAGGGCCAUGAAGUGAGACUCUGUCUCUACAAAAAAAAAAAAAAAAAACUGAUUGCUGACUACAACCCCAAUGAUAUCUUUAAUGCUGAUGAGACAGGAGUGUUUUUCCAAUUGCUUCCCCAGCACACACUUGCUGCUAAAGGGGACCACUGUAGAGGGGGCAAAAAAGUAAAGCAGAGGUUGACAGCACUCUUUUGUUGCAAUGCUUCAGGGACUGAAAAAAUGAAAACGUUGAUGGUUGGUAGGUCAGCCAGCCCACACUGCCUCAACAACAUUUGUUCCCUCCCUUGUGAUUACUUAGCCAAUCAGUGGAUGGGGAUGACAAGGGAUCUGUUUAAUGAGUGGCUGAUGCAAGUAUAUGCCAGCAUGAAACGAGCAGAACGAUGGAUCCUCCUGCUCAUUGGCAACUGCCCCUCUCAUGAUACACUUCCAAGCUUAGAAAGGAUCCAGGUGGGGUAUCUGCCCUCAAAUUUUACCACUGUCAUGCAGCCGCUGAAUCUUGGCAUAAUUCACACCAUAAAAGUGCUGUACAGGAGCCACCUUCUAAAACAGUUCCUCCUCAAGCUCAAAAGCAGUGAAGAUCGAGAAAAGGUGGACAUCAAGCAGGCCAUUGACAUGAUUGCUACAGCAUGGUGGUCAGUCAAAGAGUCGACAGUGGUGAAAUGUUGGCAGAAGGCAGGCAUCAUCCCUAUGGAAUUUACAGAUUCUAAUGAAGCAGCAGGCAGUGAACCAGACAUUGCCAUCAAAAAGUUGUGGCACACGGUGGCCGUUGCUACCUGUGUCCCAAAUGAAGUAAAUUUCCAGGACUUUGUCACUGUAAAUUAUGAGCUCAUUAUCUCCCUGGAGCUCAUGGACACAGAGGUCACCCAGGAUAUGGUGGCUGGUGAAAAUGCUGGUGAAUCUGGAAGUGAAGAUGUAGGGGAAGUUUCUUUAACAGAACAGUCAAAAAUCACCAUCAAAGAAGCCAUCUCAAGUGUGCAGAAACUUAGACAGUUUCUUUCCACUUGUAUAGGUGUUCUUGAUGCCAUUUUUGGACAGCUAAAUAGCAUAGAUGAAUAUUUAAUGAAAAGAGUGACACAAACUCUUAUUGAUUCCAAAAUUGCAGUUUUCCUCCAAACAAAAUGAUGCAGGAAUUAACUUCCAUUUUUACUUUAGGAAAUGUAGUUUACAAGAAUAAAUAUUACUUUAGAUAGGACAUUGAACUAAUUUAAGUAAAGCAAUAUUAUUAUGACAACAUUCCAUAAUAAGUAGGAAACUUGAAAUAACUAGAAAACUUCUUGAGUGGAAUUUGACUAAU
Molecule: messenger RNA, 1441 nt
Organism: Nycticebus coucang (slow loris)
Lineage: Eukaryota; Metazoa; Chordata; Mammalia; Primates; Lorisidae
Gene: TIGD6
Product: tigger transposable element derived 6
Exons: 1
Coding region: 127-1269 (380 amino acids)
Cellular component (GO): nucleus
Molecular function (GO): DNA binding
Source: RefSeq, a predicted model, not a curated record